Messenger RNA from Cucurbitaria berberidis CBS 394.84, 949 nucleotides. RefSeq lists its product as uncharacterized. Lineage: Eukaryota; Fungi; Ascomycota; Dothideomycetes; Pleosporales; Cucurbitariaceae. The record is from RefSeq and is a predicted model, not a curated record. The transcript has 2 exons. Gene Ontology annotation, biological process: translation. Gene Ontology annotation, molecular function: structural constituent of ribosome. Bases 1 to 498 code for a protein of 165 amino acids. Gene Ontology annotation, cellular component: large ribosomal subunit; mitochondrion.
AUGAAGUCUAAAAUCAAGGGGGAAGUGAAGGUUCCACCACGUGCAGGUGGAUCGGGUUUGUCGUUCCGCGCCGCGCUGUUCUACUUUGGCCCGCUCUGCCCGCACGCUGUCGCCAAGUACUCCCAAAGCAGCACCUUCAAUCUACACCACCACUCGCAGCCGAUCGCAAACACGCUGAAACCUCGACCGCUCUUUGCCUCAUCCUCAAUCUCUCUCACAAUGUCGUACUUCCGCAUAACGCUCAUGCGCUCCGGCAUCGGUAUGCCUUUGAAGACUCAAGGCGUACUGAAAGCGCUCGGCCUCCGCAAACGCAUGACGACCGUCUACCACCCCGUUACACAAUCAGUCGCUGGUCAGAUCAUGAGAAUAAAGGAGCUUGUAGAUGUCAAGGAGGUGAAAAACCCAGAGACGAAGGAGCAGAUGCGUGCUGCAAGAAGGCCGGAUCCGGGAUAUUACAUUGAGAAACGGGCGGGGGAGGCUAUGAGGGAUUAUGAGUAGAUACGUGGCUGGGAAUGACAUGAUUGUGUAGGAGAUGUAUUGUAUUGUCUGAGUUGGCGUAUGCAUGUAUGGCGUUUGGAACUUUGUAUCGACAGUAGGAGCUGGGUUCGGCCUAGAUUCACAGGCUGGAAACAACCGUGCCUCAGCUUCGUCUUGCGCACGCGUGUAAAUUGCGAUACCAUUUACAAUCAUUAAAGGCCCCCAAAGCCUGCGCAAUAUUCUGUCGUAACUGUUCAUUUCCUUUUAACCCUAUUUAACCCUGUUUUACCCAUUCCUUAACACCAUUCAUACACAUGUGCAGCUAUAUCUUGGAAAUUUUUACAAAGUCGCUUUUGCGCCCGCCAAAACUGCUUGAGGUUGCAUGUUGGCCAGCAAGGACAACCUGAGCUUGACCAAAAUGAACACAGAGUAUAUUCACCAGCCCCCAGAAACGACCUCCUUCCCCUCCCUC